Uloborus diversus is the source of this 2503-nucleotide messenger RNA. It is a transcript of the gene nito, whose product is annotated as RNA-binding protein spenito-like. Gene Ontology annotation, cellular component: nucleus. The coding region runs from base 1 to 2487 and encodes 828 amino acids. Gene Ontology annotation, molecular function: mRNA binding. NCBI's taxonomy places the organism in Eukaryota, Metazoa, Arthropoda, Arachnida, Araneae, Uloboridae. The record is from RefSeq and is a predicted model, not a curated record. Gene Ontology annotation, biological process: regulation of alternative mRNA splicing, via spliceosome. The transcript has a single exon.
AUGAAAAGACAACAAGACAGAGAUUCCCCUGUUAAAAUAAAACGUUCUCACUCGUCUGUGUCGCGUUAUGACGAUAGCCCUAGAGAUCGAUCGUCUCCCGAUCGCAGAGAUAGACGUGUUGCCAAUAAAUCGCCUAAUGAUCAAAGAAGGGGAAGGACGAGGGAUUCAUCUGCGGAACGUGGUGUGACCAUUAACCGAUCUGGGAAUGCUAUGGGUCGGGAUUCGUACGACGAUUACUCCCGGAACAUCAAAUCGGAACGUGGGCCACCUCCGAUGUCCAAAGUUCUGUGUGUUUCAAACUUAAACCACAAAGUGGGUGACGCACCUGUUCGUGAUGCGUUGCUUCGUGAAUUCAACAGAUUCGGUGAUGUAAAUGUAAAAAUAUUUCACAGUGGAAACGAGCGUGUCGCGUAUGUGUAUUUCAGAACCUUCGAAGAUGCUCGUGAUGCCCGCCACGCUAAAGCAAGGCUUGUGUUGUUCGAUAAACCCGUGCAAAUGGAGCCCAUGUUUGACAGGGGAUUGUCCAAUAGGAGGAACAGGAGCAUCAGCCCUGAUUACGGUGGAAUACGUGGCGUUUCACCGGCUCAUUCUUCGGCUAGUAAUAACAGCAUGGGGCGUCAUGCCCUGGGUUCUGCUAGACAAAAUGCCGUAGACAGGAAUCCGGGCUAUUCUCAUCCUCGCGAUGGGAUGAGGCGAGACAUGCACAAUGAUUUCCAUCAUCAUAACAUUCAUCGCCGAGACGAUUCUAAGAAAGAAAAAUUCCCCAAUUACUUACAUCACGUGCCUCCCGAAGAAGAUGACAAAGCCACGAGAACGUUAUUUGUCGGAAACUUGGAAGUUACCAUAUCCGAGGCCGAACUCAGGAGGAUAUUUGAAAGAUACGGUGUCGUUGAAGACAUUGACGUCAAAAGGCCCGCUCCGGGCCUGGGCAAUGCUUAUGCUUUCAUUAAGUUUUUGAACCUGGAUAUGGCUCACAGGGGAAAAGUCGAAAUGUCGGGUCAAUACAUCGGGAAAUUUCAGUGUAAAAUUGGUUAUGGAAAAGCUACUCCAACUACUCGCAUUUGGGUUGGUGGUUUAGGCCCGUGGACAUCAUUGUCACAUUUGGAGAGAGAGUUCGAUCGCUUCGGUGCCAUCCGUAAAAUCGAUUUUGUUAAAGGUGAAAAUCACGCUUACAUUCAAUAUGACAGCAUUGAUGCUGCCCAGGCGGCCUGCCAAGAAAUGAGAGGAUUUCCUCUUGGUGGUCAAGACAAAAGAUUGCGUGUGGAUUUCGCUGACCCCGGGCCGUACAACAGCAAUUAUCGAUCUCCAUCUCGGACCGGUUUUCCUGAGGAGGAGGGAUACGUCCUCCCCUCUGCCGGCAAAAGACAAAAUUUCAGAACCGAGGUGCCGCCUGCCACUGACGAUUAUUACGGAACCCUCGAUAAUAGUUGGUCCAGAAAUAGUUUGUACGAUAAUCAAUCUUACGAUCCGCUGUACGAUAGGUCACCAAAGUUUCAAGGACGAGAGCCUUGGGGUGUGUCGGAACACGAGGAGCGUCAUGAUUAUCGCGGAUGGAACAACCGUAAUCAUCAAGGAUGGUGGGAUGACCAUCCUAGAGGAGCUAGAAAUGAAAACCAGGACAGAAGGAAGCGUGGUAGAUCGCCUGAAAUGGAUGAUCCAACACGUGUUGGUCAUGAUAUGUAUUAUAAAAGACCCCGCUCCCGUAGUCCGGAGAGAAACGAAUUCGAACGCUCCUCUCUAAACAAAGAAACACUCUCGCCUCGCCGUAAUCGAAGUAACGGCGGCAUCAAUCGUCGCAUGUCUCGGGAAAGUCACCUGAACGCGGAAGGCAGGAGUGACUUUCGCAAAGAUUACGAUUACGAUUCGGGAAAAGGUGACCGAAACCGCAGACAAGAGUUUGACAAGAAAAGAAUCCACGAUAAUCUUAAAGAUGGUGUCAUUGUUGCUGAAAGUGUUGAUAAUUUGCAAGAUUUAGCUAAGUGUUGUCCUGUUGCCUGGCAGGGGGGACUGGUCCUGAAGAACAGUGCUUUUCCUACGAGGAUGCAUGUGUGUAGUGGCGAUCCUUCGUUAGUCGAUUACAUGAUGAAGGAUUUGGAAGUUCCAAUGUUGAGGAUUACACAACGAUUACGAUUAGAUCCACCAAAACUCGACGAUGUGUCGCGCAGGAUAUCUUGUGCAGGGUCUCACGGUUACUGUCUGCUUUUGACAUUUCCGGGCCCUAUCCAACCUGGUGAAGAUCAGUCUGCUGCGGUUCAAACCCGCCCCCUCAGAAACCUUGUGUCAUACCUUAAGCAAAAAGAGGCAGCUGGUGUGAUAUCGUUGCCCUGUAACAGCAAAAAAGACGGGAAGGACGCCAAUGGCGUCAUGUAUGCAUUUCCACCUUGUUCAUUCGCAUUGGAUUUGUUGCGUCGUAUCGCCCCCAAUAUUUCAUCCGACUCCUCCAAGGAGGAUCACCUCGUAGUGGUGGUAGUUAAAGGAUCAUCAUAAAAAUUAAAAAAAAAAU